Messenger RNA from Peromyscus maniculatus bairdii (prairie deer mouse), 1527 nucleotides. RefSeq names its product abhydrolase domain containing 14A (gene Abhd14a). Lineage: Eukaryota; Metazoa; Chordata; Mammalia; Rodentia; Cricetidae. The record is from RefSeq and is a predicted model, not a curated record. Gene Ontology annotation, cellular component: cytoplasm.
ACAAAACAAGAACGCAUCCAGAAUCCUAGAAACAAGACAAGCAUGUUCAUCUUAGGCCCAAUAAAUGAUGAUAGGGAUAGCGCAUUCCCCGCUUGCUUAGGUGGAUUGUAGUAUGUAAAUUGCACAAGACGCUUGGUCAAGUCCCAGGAGCUUAUCCCGAGUUACCAAACUCAACUCUCGGCAGAGGGGAAUUCUCAAACCAAGACCACCGGCUCUGCUUGAGUCUCCCUCCGGGGCUAACAGAGGCACCAUACUGGAGGAGUUCAUGAAGCAGAUCAUUCGGCAGAAGUGGGGGGAAAGCUGCCCUCCUCCCAGCCCCCCGGGAUCUCAGACCUCAGCGUUAUCCCCAACAUUCUCCGUGAACUGGCUUGUAAUGGCUGGUGUGACCAUGAAAUAGGUCCCCCUGUUGUACAGGGCAUUCUGUUUUCAGCAGUGUUCUAGUCAUUGUGAGGAAAGAGAACUGUUUCCAGGCAUGCCUUCAGUGGAGGUCUCCUCUUUGCACACGUUGAGCUUGAUCGGUGUCCUGCAGCCACCACUGAGUCUCCAGUUCAUCCAGCUCCUGCCAGAAUGAACACACAGUUCAUCCAUCUUCUUCCAGAACACACGUGGCCUGGCUGUGUGGCACAGACCUUCAUGAGCCGGUACCAGGCAACCCUGCUGGGGCUCGGCCUGCUGCUCAUGCUUCUCCUGUAUGUGGGGCUGCCUGGCCUGCCUGAGCAGACUUCCCAGCUCUGGAGGGGCCCCAAUGUCACAGUCCUGGCUGGUCUCACCCAAGGCAACUCUCAGAUAUUUUACCGUGAGGCGUUGCCUAUCCAGCCAGCACACAGGGUGCAGGUGGUGUUUCUCCAUGGGAAGGCGUUUAAUUCCCACAUAUGGGAGCAGCUGGGCACACUGCAGCUGCUAUCUAAGAGGGGCUACCGGGCUGUGGCCAUUGACCUUCCAGGUUUUGGGAACUCAGCACCUUCAAAGGAAGCCAGCACAGAGUCAGGGCGAGCGGAGCUGCUGAAGCAGGUGCUGCGGGACCUAGAGGUGCAGAAUGCUGUAUUGGUGAGCCCGUCCCUGAGUGGCAGCUAUGCCCUGCCCUUCUUGAUGCGAACCCACCACCAGCUCCGUGGAUUUGUGCCCAUUGCACCCACCUCCACACGGAAUUACACACAGGAACAGUUCUGGGCUGUGAAGACCCCAACUCUUAUCCUGUAUGGGGAACUGGACCACACCUUGGCGCGAGAAUCACUCCGGCAGCUCCACCACCUGCCCAACCACUCUGUGGUGAAGCUACACAACGCGGGCCAUGCCUGCUACCUCCACAAUCCGCAAGCUUUCCACCUCGCUCUUCUUGCAUUCCUUGACCAUUUGCCUUGAAUGGACUCACUUCCCAGAACUGACCUCGAAGGAUCUAGAUGCUCUCUCUCCUCUUCCAGGGAGGCCAGCCCUGAGUGGGACUGGGGACAGAGCAUCAAGCCCAGCCAGGACUUUUGAUUUCAUUUCACAGGCACAAUAAAGAAAAGCCCUUUUGUCCCGCCUGGA